UGCCACACUUUCAGCUGUCUUAUCGAACCAGUCCGCAGUGUUUAGAGUAUUCGUACGGGGCUACUCCGUACGGUCUGCUAUCUAUCGGAACGCCGCUCAUCCCCUCCCCCCACACUAAGCCGCCAGCCAUGACGGGCGUCAUGCUGUGAUGGAGGAUCGCGGGGAGACCCAAUCCAUCGCUUUAUGCUUGACACAUUCCCUACGCUUACCCGCAGACACGCGCCAGUCAACUUUGGGACAUAACAGGUAUCCAAACUCGGGGCAUAGACUCGAGGACCCUUCCUCCAGUCUUUGCAAUUUCCCACACCGCAAAUGCCAUCCGCAUCUUUUGUACAAUUUCAGUAUUGCCUCGAACUGUGGUGCAACACACCCGAGAUUCCCUCCAUCCUCUUCCAAUGAUGUACCAGUUGCCCAGAAUCGGGCAGUCGGCGGCCUUCAUGCCGGCGUCCGGAGCCGCCACCUCGGCCGGUGGAGAAUGCGAUCGAGUUCUGCUUCAUGUCUCCCCUAUUCACGACGGCCAGCCAUUGCCCGAGUUCGAUCUGCCGCCGGCACAGACCCGCUGCGCUGUGCGAUGCGAUACAGCGAUAUCCGUACCAAGAAUGAAAUGGGACAUGAGUCGUUCCACCCAGUUCGGUGGGGACCAAGGCCCCUCAUCAGCCAACACCACACGCAUUAUCACUCGACCCUGACCAUUGUUGGACGACCGACUCGAGGGAUGAUGACGGCAUCAUUCAAACCCAUGAAAGGCGGGGUGGAACGAAGGAUAAUUCCUGAGCGUACGGUGACCGCCAGACCGAACCACCAAAGCCCACGACAUCUCCUCUCCUCCAAUCCUCCGUCCGGCAGCGGAGGCAAGUGUUGGAAACCAUUCGUUGCAACCAAUCCUGCACGGUAAGAAGGCCGCUUACCAUCACACCGCUCAGCAAGCGCCCGGCAGUGUGUCCUCUACCUCACCACUCUGUAACCGCUCUCUACUGGUUCCUGGGAAUGGCCUCAACUGAGGUCUGUACCCCGCCUGCUGCAACUCCCCCUCUCUCUCUAAAGACGAGACGAUCGACAGGUCCUUCUCCGGGACAGGACGAACGCUCAGCAGCUCGCCGGAGGGGGAUACCGAGUGUCUUGCGUUUCUUCAGUUGCCCCUCAC
Colletotrichum godetiae is the source of this 1144-nucleotide messenger RNA. RefSeq lists its product as uncharacterized. The transcript is spliced from 3 exons. The record is from RefSeq and is a predicted model, not a curated record. Bases 149 to 895 code for a protein of 248 amino acids. NCBI's taxonomy places the organism in Eukaryota, Fungi, Ascomycota, Sordariomycetes, Glomerellales, Glomerellaceae.